AUGUCUGCAUAUCCAACCUGUCCACCUCAUGUCUUAUUUUCUCCCCCUCGUCGCGGCCUCGUUCGAUAUACACCGACAGAAGGAUUCGAAGCUCUAAGCCCCCUGGCAGACGCACAAGCUCCUCUACAGAGAGUCAAUCGCCUGCCUGGACUCCCCAUCGCCGGAAACGACAUCCCGGACGACAUCUGGCGCCUCAUCGCGACACAUAUCGCGGAAAACAUGAAAAUCAAGUACAUGCUCCCGUUGAUGGCAGUAAACAGGACAUUCUUCGAGUUCAUCCUGGAUUUGAAGUACCACGAGGUGCGGUGGGACAGCGUAGUAGAAGACCGUAAUAUCGAGAAGAUAUUGAGGAGACUCCAGCAUCCUAUCGUAUCUCGACGCGUCCGGAAGCUCUCCGUUCGUGUCGAUGUACUCGAAGGUCUCCUUGGGGCACAAUCAACGUUGAAGAAGCGCUUUUCCACCGCUAGAGCAUUUGGCAGGAGCAAUCUGUUCCAGCAAGACAUUCUCCGUUUGUUCAUGACCGCCGUCAAUGGUAUGACCGGGCUAAUAAGACUCCAUGUCGACAUGCGAUACCCACCCAAUAACAAGAAUACAUUCAUAUUUCUGAAACUCAUUCGAACCGCGUUCAGCAACAACUUACGCAGUCUGGUGUUGCGAGCUCAGCUAUCCACGUUCAAGUUGCUCCUACCAAUUGGCGAUUUCAAGCAUUUAGACGAGUUGGAUUUCAAUUUCGAUUAUACCCUUGCUGAGGACUGCCCCGGCGCGGAUGAAGGGCCGAAAGAAGAUCCAUCUGCGGGGGCUCUUAUGGAGACAGUCGUUCCCUUCAUUUCCAGUCGACGAUCCGCCCUACGAUCACUGACUAUCACCUCUUCCGCGUCUGUCGAUCUCUCCGGUUUCUUCAAUGGCCUCCUCAACUUUGCUGUGCUACGCAGACUCAAACUGAAUAUCAGCCUCAGUGAAUUUCACCUCAGCGAUCCAUCCUCCCUCGUCCGUUUCUUACACAAAAAUUCCAGCUCUCUUCUUCAUGUCGCCAUCGCGAUCAACCCCGAGACGCCUCGACAAGAUUGGGUGAGAGUACAAGAUCUCCUCUGCCUGAUGCCUGAUUGUCUCUCCGACCUCGAGACGCUCGAGAUGCCUUGUCUCUCCCUCGCAAAGACCCUGCCCUUGGUCGGCAGAUCUUGCAAGACUCUCACUAGGCUUCAUCUAUCUGGUGAUUAUCUCCACAAAGCAGAAGCGACGCAACUUAUCGAGAUUUUGCGGCCUCAUCCACUGGGACACCUCUCCUUCGAAGUCCAGGUUGUCGACCAUGCUCUGCUUAAACUUCUAGCAAAAGGCAUGCCGGGCUUGUGUUCGCUUGCUCUCGUCUACGAAGAAGAUAUUGAUCCCAUGCAGUUGAUUCCGUACGACCUUUUGCCCACCACUCGAAAGACCCUUGCGGAAUGGAAGCUCCGUAAUAUUGACCUACGGCAGGUCAAGCGCACAUCACCGCAUGGUUGGCUGUCACCUUUCUCUUACUGCAGCGAGGACCGCGCCAUGAAGCACAUCUCCGCCCAAGUUCCUUCCAUCCGGACUUGGAAGGGAGUUCCAAAGGAGUGGUGUGAUAAUUGA
This is a messenger RNA of Cyclocybe aegerita, 1608 nucleotides long. NCBI's taxonomy places the organism in Eukaryota, Fungi, Basidiomycota, Agaricomycetes, Agaricales, Hemipholiotaceae. The record is from the annotation of a GenBank genome assembly.